Messenger RNA from Parastagonospora nodorum SN15, 915 nucleotides. RefSeq lists its product as hypothetical. The record is from RefSeq and is a predicted model, not a curated record. Bases 1 to 915 code for a protein of 304 amino acids. The transcript has 3 exons. Gene Ontology annotation, molecular function: oxidoreductase activity. NCBI's taxonomy places the organism in Eukaryota, Fungi, Ascomycota, Dothideomycetes, Pleosporales, Phaeosphaeriaceae.
AUGGCAACGUCUCUGAAUGGAGACUUGAACAAUACCGCAGCAGAGCGCGCUCGAGCUGAAUUGAUUGUGGACCCGACUUAUCGAAACAUCUCUUUGGCUAUUCCAGCUUCUGAAGAUGAAGAUGUCGUGCGAAAAUCCUAUCGACCUUUUCUGCUUGAUGAUGCAAACCAAGAGCAGGAAGAUUGGGUGGCCCAACUUGAACUGAGCACGGUAUUGAAGAUGGUGGAUCUACAAGUGCUUCGUAACGGUGGCGACAGGCUGAAGGUCCUUGUUCUGCAUGGAAGUAUGCGCAAGCGCUCUUAUUCGCGCCUACUGGCCUAUGAAGCGAGUCGCAUACUCUUCCGUCUUGGUUGCGAUGUUCGCAUGUACGACCCAGCUGGAUUGCCCAUCAAAGACGACGAACAGCACUCCCAUCCAAAAGUACAAGAACUGCGAGACUUGAGCAAAUGGAGUGACGGACACAUUUGGAUCAGCCCUGAGCAGCAUGGCAACUUGACAGCUGUGUUCAAGAAUCAGAUCGACUGGAUACCUCUCUCCACGGGCUCUGUCCGUCCAACUCAAGGCCGUACGCUAGCGAUUGCUCAAGUCAGUGGUGGUUCGCAGUCAUUCAACACGGUAAACUCUUUGCGCAUUCUCGGUCGAUGGAUGCGCAUGUUUGCGAUUCCGAACCAGAGCUCUAUACCCAUGGCGUAUAAGCAAUUCACAGAGGAAGAACAUGGAAGCAGACUAAUGCCGAGCGGCAACAGAGAUCGACUCGUUGAUUGUAUGGAGGAGUUCGUAAAGUACACGAUUGUGAUGCGGCCACAUUUCGAUCUGUUUGGAGAUAGAUAUAGCGAAAGGGAAGAAAAACGAGUGAAGGAGGAAAAAGCCAAGAGGUUGGAGAUUAGAGAUGUUACAGUAUCGAACACAAUGUAG